GGAGGGUGCAGAUUGUAAAUUAAUGAUAAACCCUACUUAUCGUCUCUCUCAAAACCCGCGUCGAAUCCUAAAAGACGCUCACUGCUUCGAACAACGAACGAACGAACCGGUUUGGUUUCUCCACUCACUCAACUCAAGAAUAGGUUUAUGAGUCUAAGCAAGGAUUGAACUUCCUCACAGCCAAGUUUUCUGGGUCUAAACCCGUUUAUAAGAUUCUGUGAAAGGAAACAGCUCUGUUCUGUCAAACUUGUUCUGAGUUCUGAGAAAUGGCUUCAUCAAAUUUGCUAAUUGAGGCUCACUUGUUGCGUAUACCAAUUUUGUCUCCAAAGCAGGCGAAUCUCUGUUUGCUGAAUCCUUCAUCUUGCAGAAAAAUGUCUUCUUCAGAUUGGAAGCAAGAAACUGGGCUGAGAAGGGAUGUUUCUAUGAGAUGCCAGGGGGUGCUGAAUGGUGUCUGCAUCGACCGUGUAAAUGAUGUUGAUGUUCAUGCUGAGAGAAGCUCAGAGUUCCAUCACUAUGGUGUCGGAGAUAAAGUGAAACCAAGGAAGCUUUUAGGUUCUUCGAGUUUAUCAUCUGAUGGACCAAUUACCGAGAACGACCAAGAGACAAACAAUGAGAUCCUUCAUAACCUCUGCAGCAAUGGCAAGUUAACAGACGCUUGCAAACUUGUCGAAGUGAUGGCACGUCAUAAUCAGCUUCCUCAUUUCCCUUCUUGCUCAAACCUAGUUCGCGGUCUAGCCAGAAUUGAUCAGCUGGAUAAAGCAAUGAGUAUCUUGAGAAUAAUGGUUAUGUCUGGUGGGGUUCCAGAUACUAUUACCUAUAACAUGAUCAUCGGUAAUCUUUGCAAGAAAGGGCAUAUAAGAUCUGCCUUGAUCCUCUUAGAAGACAUGGGUUUGAGUGGGAGCCCUCCAGAUGUGAUCACCUAUAAUACACUGAUUCGGUGUAUGUUUGAUCAUGGGAAUGCUGAGCAAGCCAUCAGGUUUUGGAAGGAACAACUGCGGAACGGUUGCCCUCCUUAUAUGAUUACAUACACGGUUUUAGUUGAACUCGUGUGCAGGUACUGUGGAAGCGCUCGAGCUAUGCAAGUUUUAGAAGACAUGGCAGUCGAAGGUUGUUAUCCUGAUAUUGUCACAUACAAUUCUCUGGUGAACUAUAACUGCAGGCGAGGGAAUUUAGAGGAGGUGGCUUUGGUCAUUCAGCAUAUUGUAUCUCAUGGAUUGGAACUCAACACCGUAACUUACAACACUCUUCUACAUUCCCUUUGUUCCCACGAGUACUGGGAUGAAGUGGAGGAGAUUCUAAACAUCAUGUAUCAGACGUCCUACUGUCCAACAGUUAUCACUUACAACAUCUUGAUUAAUGGUUUAUGCAAAGCUAGGCUUUUGACUCGUGCAAUCGAUUUCUUCUACCAGAUGCUGGAACAAAAGUGCUCACCUGACAUUGUCACUUACAAUACAGUUCUAGGAGCCAUGUCGAAAGAGGGAAUGGUAGAUGACGCGAUCAAGUUACUUGGAUUGCUUAAAAACACGAGUUGUCAGACCGGAUUGAUCACUUAUAACUCUGUAAUCGAUGGGUUGGCCAGAAAGGGAUUGAUGGAGAAAGCAUUGGAGCUGUACCAUCAGAUGCGCGAUGCUGGAAUCUCUCCCGAUGAUAUAACCCGUCGGUCUUUGAUAUAUGGUUUCUGCCGGGCAAACCUAGUUGAAGACGCGGGUCAAGUUUUAAAGGAGACAAGCAAUAGAGGGAACGGGAUCAGAGGUAGCACUUACAAGUUGGUGAUCCAAGGGCUAUGCAAGAAUAAAGAGAUGGAAAUGGCAAUAGAGGUUGUUGAGAUAAUGCUAACAAGUGGAUGUAAGCCAGAUGAGACAAUAUAUACCUUAAUAGUUAAAGGCGUGGAAGAGAUGGGAAUGGGAAGUGAGGCUAUUCAGUUGCAGAAGAAGCUGAAGCAGUGGAAACUCUUGAGGGUAGCGUAGGAAAUGUAAUUGAAUCUGCCUUUUCUAUUAAGUCUUUUGUACAGGAAACCAGUUUUGUAAGGCAACGGUUGAAUCAGAAAGCUUAUGCCUCAGUUUGCUCAAAAUUAAGUUUCAUUUUGUUUGCCUA
This is a messenger RNA of Capsella rubella, 2094 nucleotides long. RefSeq names its product pentatricopeptide repeat-containing protein At1g08610. The transcript is spliced from 2 exons. The record is from RefSeq and is a predicted model, not a curated record. Bases 267 to 1967 code for a protein of 566 amino acids. Gene Ontology annotation, molecular function: protein binding. NCBI's taxonomy places the organism in Eukaryota, Viridiplantae, Streptophyta, Magnoliopsida, Brassicales, Brassicaceae.